UUAAUUGUUUAAACUUAUGUUUUUUCAUUUAUUAUAAAUAUUAUUUAUAAAUUUGAAUAAUAAGUUCAGUUAUGAAGACAUGCAUUGUGUGCGAAUGUAAUGAUCAAAAGGCAACAUUUCAUAAAUUCCCUAGUAAUCCAUAUAUGAGGCAAAAAUGGUUAAAUCAAUGCAACAUUAAAGGAACACUACCUAAUUAUUCAUACAUAUGUUCAUCACAUUUUAAAAAAGAGGAUUAUGUUAGUACUAGACUUAAGAAGGAUGCACUCCCAAAACUUGUCGAAGACCAAAUUGAAAUACAAUAUGUUCCCUCACAUAGCAAAAAUAAAAUAUUAAGUUGUUCAGAAUCAAGUACACCACAAUAUGUUGAAAAUAGUCCAAAAAUAUCUACUAGUACUUCUUUAAGUUCUUUAUCCAGUGUGAAUGACCACGGUGAAAAGUAAGUUUAAAAAAAUGUGUUUAAUGUAUUUUACGUAAAUGUAAUAUGAUUAUUAUACCUUUUGGGAAUGUAGAGACCAAAUUAAAAUACAAUAUGUUACCUCAUAUAGCAAAAACGAAACAAUAAGUUGUUCAGAAUCAAGUACACCACAAUAUGUUGAAAAUAGGUAUUAUUUGGACCUUGAUAGAAUAUUUAUAAAUUUUCAAAAAGUGUAGUACCUAUAUAAUGUUAUUAUUUAUUAUUAUAUUAUUUUUAACAGUCCAAAAAUAUCUACUAGU
Myzus persicae (green peach aphid) is the source of this 714-nucleotide messenger RNA. RefSeq lists its product as uncharacterized. NCBI's taxonomy places the organism in Eukaryota, Metazoa, Arthropoda, Insecta, Hemiptera, Aphididae. Gene Ontology annotation, molecular function: sequence-specific DNA binding. The record is from RefSeq and is a predicted model, not a curated record. The coding region runs from base 72 to 440 and encodes 122 amino acids. The transcript has 4 exons.